Eruca vesicaria subsp. sativa (arugula) is the source of this 1489-nucleotide messenger RNA. Lineage: Eukaryota; Viridiplantae; Streptophyta; Magnoliopsida; Brassicales; Brassicaceae. The record is from the annotation of a GenBank genome assembly.
AUGGCUUCCUCCGAUGCUAUUCUGCCUCAAACCGCCUUUGAUUCUCUUCAGUUAGACUCGAAGAACAUCAAGAAGCAAGGCGAGUUUAUGGGCAUCACGCUGCUUCUCAGUGAUGAAAUGGAUUCUCUGAUUAUUCAUGGAUUUAUCCCUGCUGCUCGCGCUGCUUUCUAUUGCCCAUCUCUACGCGAGGGUUCAGUGUUGCAGGUUUCACGGUUUGAAGUUGCAAGAUGUACUAAAACAAACAAGAUCACAGAUGAGAUUGUCAUACCAACGGUGGAAGUAAGGUUCAGUGACCUCUCUGAUAGAAAUAGUUCAUGGAAAGCCUAUCCAAAAUCUUUUGAAUACUGUCUGCUUAAACCAGCUGGUGAGCCUCCGUCUUCUAGAGCUGCUCAUGUGCAGCUGCUGUCGGCACCAUGGUCAUUUUUCAGGGUGGCAUUGGCCCGGCUGGGCAUUCUACCGAUGAUCUUAUGGGAAACGAGCUCUCUCUCUGACGCUUGGGCAUUGGAUACAGCUCAGAAACCAUAUGUAUGGCAGAGAUUGAACCCUGAUGGUUACCGACCAAGUGCUAGAAUGUAUGCUUCUGGCAGUGCCAGUUUUGACGGCAUGUUUUUACUCUGUGGUGGACGAGACAAAUUGGGGGCGCCAUUGGGAGAUGCAAGUGGUUUACUCAUGCAUAGAAAUGGUCAGUGGGAAUGGAUUCUGGCUCCAGGCGUAGCUCCUUCUCCAAGAUACCAACAUUCAGCGGUAUUUGUAGGUGCAAGAUUGCAUAUCAGCGGAGGUGUUCUAAGAGGAGACCGCAUGAUAGAUGCUGAAGCAACUGUUGCAGGAAGGUAUUUCGAAUGCGUAUCAACAAUUGAUGAUGUUCGUCAACUGCUUGGUAUUAUAUUUCCUGCAGCGACUGAAAAACUAAGGCCACCAGAGGACCUUCUUUGUUGAUGUGCCCAAAGUGUGGCAACACUAACGUAGCCGGUUUUGCAAAUAUGUUAGGCUAACUCAGAUCUUGGUGCUGACCAUGAGAGGCCUGCCCUCCCCAAGAUUUUAGUUGACAUCUAGUUUUACCACCUUUAACAACUCCCCUUGAACUCCCACUUGCCGCCAAAUCUAAAGUAGCCCUGCCUUCUGCAAGUGAUGUGGGUGCAUCUUCCAAAAGCUGUGGAUACGUUGCUGGUGAGGGAAACGAAAAGUACCAGUAACAGUGAUGAAUAAUCACAGAACGCAAAGCGUUCUGAGCAUGUGAAAUAGAGCUACCACCACUCUUACCUUCCCUUUUUCAUUUUGAGAUUUUACUUUAAAUUCAUCUUUCAGUGUUGCUUUAGUUAAGUAUUGGCAAACAGUUUACUUAUUUGGUUAGACUAGAAUUUUCAAAAUAGUAUAUAAUGCUUUGGUAAUGAUUUGAACACACUAGGUAUUUUGUCUCAUAAUCGCGUAUGCUCUGCUGAGUGUAUGAUAUUGAAGCACUUCAUUUAAAUUGAUAUCAAAUAGAAUUGCC